Molecule: messenger RNA, 1630 nt
Organism: Phoenix dactylifera (date palm)
Lineage: Eukaryota; Viridiplantae; Streptophyta; Magnoliopsida; Arecales; Arecaceae
Product: lipid phosphate phosphatase 2-like
Biological process (GO): phospholipid dephosphorylation; phospholipid metabolic process
Cellular component (GO): membrane
Molecular function (GO): phosphatidate phosphatase activity
Source: RefSeq, a predicted model, not a curated record
GCCAAAGGAAGAAAACGCGUCAGCGGACGCCUCGAAAGUCGAAUCCCUUUCGAAUCCUUGGAGCAUUCAAUUCUCCGACCCUUUCCGUUCCACCGUCGCGUCUCGAUUCAACCAUCGAUGCAACAAGAGGAGCAGUCGCCAGUUUCAUUAGGCGUCCCCCGACCUCUUUUGUAUAGCGGCAUUUCAAACGAGAUAAAAGGGAUCGCCGUUGCAGCCCUCCAAAAUAAUUCCCAAGGAGAUCUCUCUCCUCCUCCUCCUCCUCCUCCAACCUCCUUCUCCCCUCUCUCGCACCCCCUCCUCCUCGUUCCUCGGAGACCUCCAUCUCCCUUUUCCGGAAUUCCAGAGGAGGAGGAGAAGGGAUCGGAUUCUGGCGGCUCCGAGGAUCGGCUCCUCCCCCGCUCCGAUCGAGAGUCGUGUACUCUGUCCCGGCACCGGGUACCGGACGCAAUGCCAGAUAUUCAGUUAGGAGGUCACACUGUAAGAUCUCAUGGAGCUAAAGUAGCAAGAUUCCAUAUGCAUGACUGGAUUGUACUGCUGCUACUUAUGGUUAUAGAUAUCAUAUUGAAUGUCAUAGAGCCUUUUCACCGCUUUGUGGGAGAGGACAUGUUGACAGAUCUGAGAUACCCUCUAAAAAGCAACACGGUGCCAUUUUGGGCAGUUCCGCUAAUUGCAAUUCUUUUACCUUUCGUAAUCUUUAUCGCAAUUUACAUAAAAAAGAGGAAUGUGUACGAUUUGCAUCAAGCCAUACUAGGGUUGCUGUUUUCUGUGCUUAUAACUGCCGUCCUUACGGAUGCAAUUAAGGAUGCUGUUGGUAGACCAAGGCCAGAUUUCUUUUGGCGCUGUUUUCCUGAUGGAAAGGGCGUUUAUGACAAUGUUUCUACAAGUGUUAUAUGCAAUGGGGAGAAGAGUGUGAUAAAGGAAGGACACAAGAGUUUUCCAAGUGGGCAUUCUUCAUGGUCUUUUGCAGGUCUGGGAUUUCUUGCAUGGUAUCUAUGUGGUAAACUAAGAGCUUUUGAUCGCAGGGGCCAUGUUGCAAAACUGUGCAUUGUAGUUCUUCCUCUACUUGGUGCAGCCCUUGUUGCAGUUUCUCGAGUGGAUGACUAUUGGCAUCAUUGGCAAGACGUAUUUGCUGGGGGUCUUCUAGGAUCAACCGUUGCUUCAUUUUGUUAUCUACAAUUCUUCCCUCCCCCAUAUGAUGCAGAUGGUUGGUGGCCCCAUGCACAUUUUCAGGCAUUAGCCGAUUCACACGACAGUGGGCAGGUUUCUUCUACAACAAAUGCUCAUAAUUCGAGGCCAUCAGAGAUUGAAAUAGUUUAUGAUUCAUAUGAAGGUCCUGGUGGGGUGAAUAUGAGGGACGCCAGCCCAAUACUAGGUCCUAUGGAGGCUGGCAGGAGACAUUGACUUUGUAAUCUGGAUCUCAUGCAGAAUUUCAUAGGAAAUGACAUUUUAAAAUGCGUUAGAAUAUGAUGCACUAUAUUUCCUUGUCUCAUACUUGAGCUUCCUUCACUAUAGUUAAGCUGGUAUGCGGUUUUAUUCUUCUGUAUAUGCCCGUAUAAGCUUGCCAAAAUCUCUCGCAUUCUUUUCAUGUACAUGGUUUUCUUUACUAAUAAACCUUGAAAACAUUCUGAUA